AUGGGCGGUCCCACAGGUCCCGAACCUGUAUUUGAUGCCUAUGACUUCCCAGCAAACCGUCUUCACAAACUUGAUUGGGCGGUCACUACCUCAUCCAACAUCAACGCCGCUCAGGACCGUUCACAAUUCGUAAGAUACCAAAAGGUCCAUAUGCUAACGAAGGAAGGUCAUGAAAUCUAUGGAUACGGGGAUAUACGUCUCCUCGUCCCAACCAUGUCUAACAUCGGCCGCGACGGCGUUGCUCUAAUAGAGCUUCAUCGAGUUUUCCAUAUUCCGUCUUUGGAGUACAAUGUUUUGGGAUUACCCAUGAUAAACCAAUAUGGGCUCCUUAUGCCGAGGCUUCGACUUCUGGGGCGCGGGAAGGACAAUACGACUAUCAGUGCGGAGGACCAGUAUUUAAGUGAUAUAAUAAUGGGUACGAAUCAUCUCGAGGCAGUGAUGUCUUCGCCGUUUCGUCCCGAUUCUGAAGCGCCGGGUGACGUCAAGGGUUCUAGUUGGCCAUCUGCAGAGGCUCUUCGAGGUGCUAUAUAG
Molecule: messenger RNA, 531 nt
Organism: Orbilia oligospora ATCC 24927
Lineage: Eukaryota; Fungi; Ascomycota; Orbiliomycetes; Orbiliales; Orbiliaceae
Exons: 2
Coding region: 1-531 (176 amino acids)
Source: RefSeq, a predicted model, not a curated record